UAAUCAAGCUUUAUUAACAGAUAUGGCAAGCACCAAGAAGGGGAGCAAACUGACCAAAUUAGUGAAGGCACCCAUUAGAGUUCUAAUCAAGCUCAGGGACUUGUACGUCAACAGCCUAAUCGAAUGCUCGGACAGGAUUAGUCAUGACACGAUCAUGGGGUGCCCGACUGCCCAAGCCAUGAAUACUUUACCCAGGAGUUUCAGCGUCAGCUCCACCAAAUCAAGCAGCAGUAGAAAAGAUGAUGAUUUUAAGGAGCUUAUUAGGGCUGCUUCUACAAGGAGUUUAGGAGACAAGGUUGAAUUGGAUCUUCUAAGAAGACAGCAGACUAGUACAAUAAUAAGAAAGCAACCUAACAUGAUCAACAAUAACAUGCCAAGGAGUCGCAGUGUCUUUGUUGCAAGGAUUGACGAGGACAAGUCCAUGGACUUUGGAGAUGAUGAACAUGUCAAGGUUAACACAGGUGUGUUCCAAAGAAGCAGGAGCUCUGCUGUUUCCAGGAAAAUUGGAGUACUGCCUUGAUUGAUAUAUGAACCUUAAUUAAUUUGGUUGUCUUUUUGUUUGUCAAACUUAAUAUGGCAGGUAGGUUUGGUUUUAAUUUUCACAAAACUUUGGUUGAUCAAGUUCUUUUUAUUAUAAACUUCGAAGA
Messenger RNA from Tripterygium wilfordii, 647 nucleotides. RefSeq lists its product as uncharacterized. Lineage: Eukaryota; Viridiplantae; Streptophyta; Magnoliopsida; Celastrales; Celastraceae. The record is from RefSeq and is a predicted model, not a curated record. The coding region runs from base 23 to 520 and encodes 165 amino acids. The transcript has a single exon.